AUGAAUGUUUUAUUUAUGAAUUUAGAAAUCACACAAUGUACAACAGACUGUUCCAAUGUAGCACAGGGUGGGAUGUUUCCAUUCUGUGGUAGCUGUACCGAGUUUGUGACGUGUUUCCCAGGGUUCAUGGUGAGAUUGGCUUGUGGUGCUGGUCUUAUAUUCGAUAUCAACGUUAUGGGCUGCGCUCCUGCACAAGGUGGCGUUUGUGGGACUACAGAGAUAUCACCCGCUAGGACAGAGGUAACUGAAUGUUCAAAUAAUUGUGCCGGAAUAACUGCACCCGGCUUGUAUCCUGUUUGUGGGAAUUGUGCUGCGUACGAUGUCUGUAUUAAUUCAGCCUUGCUCGGUUCGGUGACAUGUUCAGCUGAACUACUCUUUGAUAUCGUGACUCAGACCUGUAAUUUCCCAGAAAGCACCACAUGUGGAAUCGCCCGACCAACAUCAGCUGUCACCUCUCCAGCUACUUCACAAACCACCGCAGUUGUUCUAACACCCAAUCGAACAGAAGUAGCGCCUUGUUCAAGAGAUUGUUCAACACAGGCGGCUCCAGGUCUUUAUCCAGUAUGUGGUGACUGCAGUAAAUAUCACAUCUGUUCUAGCGGAAUUCUAAUAGGGGAAGUACAGUGUACAGGCGGUCUACUGUUCGAUAUUGUAGGAACCACUUGUAACUUUCCAGAGGUCACGACUUGUGGAGUUGAAGAUGCGACAAGUAGUGGAAGUACUGUGUUAAGGGCGUUAGGGGGACUAGGAGAAUGUGUUGAUGAUUGCAGUCGUAAAGCUAAUGGAGACUACCAGUCCUGUAAUGGGUGCAAUAUGUACGCCUCAUGUUCUAAUGGAAUUAUGAUUGAUGAAAGACCCUGUGCAAAGGCUGGUACUGUUUGGGACGACAGACUCAAACAAUGUAUGUACACGUCGUCUACCUGUACUGAUGCUUAG
Messenger RNA from Lottia gigantea (owl limpet), 936 nucleotides. RefSeq lists its product as hypothetical. Gene Ontology annotation, molecular function: chitin binding. The record is from RefSeq and is a predicted model, not a curated record. Gene Ontology annotation, cellular component: extracellular region. NCBI's taxonomy places the organism in Eukaryota, Metazoa, Mollusca, Gastropoda, Lottiidae. Bases 1 to 936 code for a protein of 311 amino acids. The transcript is spliced from 6 exons.